AUGGCGGUCGCCGCGCUCAAGGUGCAGCUGAACGCGCUCCUCUCCAACAUGUUCGCCACGGGUAUGGUGGACGAGCAGUUCCAGCAGCUGCAGUCGCUGGAGGAGGGGGGCACCGCGUCGGGCUUCGUCGCCGAGGUCGCCACCCUCUUCAUCGAAGACGCCGACCGGAUCAUCGCCGACAUCGCCGCCCUGCUGGACCAGCCCGUGGUGGAUUUCGACAAGGUGGACGCCCACGUGCACCAGCUCAAGGGGAGCAGCUCGAGUGUUGGUGCUCAGAAAGUGAAGCUCGCCUGCAUGCACUUCCGCCAGUUCUAUGAGGCAAAAAGCAAAGAAGGGUGCCUCAUGGCGCUGGCUCUUGUUAGGAGCGAGUUCUGUGAUGUGCGCAACAAGUUCCAGACCAUGAUGCAGCUGGAGCAGCAGAUCGAGGCGUGCAGUCCCAAGUAG
This is a messenger RNA of Triticum turgidum subsp. durum (durum wheat), 444 nucleotides long. The record is from the annotation of a GenBank genome assembly. NCBI's taxonomy places the organism in Eukaryota, Viridiplantae, Streptophyta, Magnoliopsida, Poales, Poaceae.